CGUCCGUGCAUAAAUGAUGAUGAAGGUGUUUAAUGUAAGUCGCGAUUUUCGCUGUGUCAACAAUGUCUAAAAUUUGUCACGGAAUCAAAGGCCUAGUGUAUCUGAGACAGAAAGAAGUUCAGAGCAAUUAUUCCCUUAGCGAAGUACUCUGAAAGAACCUAAUACGAAAAAGGUACGGCGCUUAUCUGUCUCGAACAGCUGACACCGAAAUAGAAGACAAGUGAGUUCUGUGCAGAUGUGCUAACUCAAGGCAAGCUACUAUUGAAGGAAUACAAAUUAUAUGGGGUGAAAAUGUGAGAAGUAAAUCUGAACUGACCUCGGACAUCUGAAAACACCUAGAUGCUUGUUUAGUGGAGAAUCUCGCUACGGGUGCAGUAUUGUUCAAUGCAUUAUUAGUUUCCAUAUGAAGCAGAAGGCCUCCAGGGUGUUGUGCGUGCAUUGUCAGUGAAGCGGACAGAAAUACAGCUGUUCUGGGCGCGGCCUUUGCCUUGAAAAGGACACAGGUAAUUUGUGCCUUCCGAUGACGGAGCGAUGUUUGGUGGAUUCGCCGAGGCUCUCGCCUAUCAUACGCCUGUAAACACUGAACUGCACUCAUCAACUCUUGAUCUUAGUACAUUGCAGGGAACACUAUUUUCGGCGAGCAAUGAGGCCGCCCUUAGUGACCUUCGAGAUGAUUUCAUCCUCAUAGCUGAGUGUAACGAACAACAGGGACCUACACCGUUGGUGAUUAUUCCGAAUACCGCGUCUGUACAUUCAGAAGAGAUCUCAGCAUUGUCAAUCUCCCUUCUUAGCGUAGACUAUCAACAUGUCGCCUCGGGAACGUUUCCACGAGAGGAUACACAGCUCCUCCUUCCGGAAAUUCGAGACAAUGUACACGUGUUCGUCAAUUACACCGUCUUGCUAGACGCUAAGGCGAGGGGCUUUGUCCGGCCUCUAUGUGUCGCCUACGUCUCUCACAAUAAGCACCGUCUUCUCAAAGCCGUUGGCCAGAUUCGCAGCGUGCUGGUAGACGCAUCAAAUCUAGUCAAGACACAAAACCUGCCCUUCUUCAUCCGGGGACUUAAAAAUAGUCUAACAAAUUCACAAUUGGAAGGUCCUGCUUUGGUGAAAUAUGAGUUGACGGUUGCCAACGCCUUGCGGGAGGCCGAGCGAGCCGAAAAGAACCUAGUUGGAGAAGAAAAAUCGCGGUUGUUUGAAAAGGCUCUAAACGCGUUAUCUUCUCGAAUCGGAAUCGAACCGGUAGGUGCCCCUCCCAUUGGCCUCGUUCCACUCGGACACAUAGCGCCCCUAGGCUUCGCCCUCGCGGUGCAGUGGUGGUUGGAGCUGCUCUGCAAAAUGCAAAAAUUUGUACCCAGUGAUGAGGUAAAGCUUCCUUCAGUGAUCUAUGGAGCGUGCCCGGCAAACGAGGACUGUCGGAACUUCGAAGUUUAUGAUGGAAUGUUUGAUGCUUUGUCUGACUUAAGUCUGAAAGUCACCAAGAAGGCCGAUCUGGAAUAUACUGGUGACGAGGUGUAUUGCUAUAAACAUCUCAACACGCUAUAUACACUCCCAUCAUUUGUGGUCCCUCCGUCAAUAUUAUUUGAUGCGUACAAAAUUAUUAACAGACUAGACACAUCGACUUUACACAACAUCUUCUUUUCAUUGUGUACUAGCCGUCCUUUGGUACUUUAUCCUGGCAAACGAGCCGUCAAUCUCGCCAGAUUUCUUGCGCUGUUUGUGCCCCGCAGAGUCGAGGACAAUAUGCUAUUAUACAUUGACGAUCCGGUGCCUGGCGAUAACUGUUCACUAGCGGCGUUUCUAUCACCGCUGGACAGCGACCAAGUUAAUAUGAUGAAGAAAAAAUGCUCACUUUUGUGCGUCGACUCGUUUGAUUUUCUCGGCCCAAAGUAUAACGGUUACCUUCUCAGUUCACUAUGGAGAAGGGUGCAAAUGGUUCGCGAACAGCCCCACCUACUCGUAGCCCUACUGUCUGCAUUUUUAUGCGAGCUCGAAUUGCAUUCCCUGUCCACGCCGCCUCUAUCGACUUGCGAUGCCAGCAUACUAAAGAACUAUGAUCGACUGUUCCAGUAAACACUCCGUAGUGAGGGAAAACAUUAGAUGAAGCGCUUAUGAGUCGUAAUGAAAGAAAAAAUAACAAUAUAUGACGACGAGAUGGAAAAGAACAAACUUGUUCCACGGCCCAGGAAGAAAGUCAACUAUUCUCGCGAAUCAAUGUUUGUUUUAUUCAGACCCUCGCCAAAUUACCGAAUGUGGCGGGUUCAAAAAGUGAUCAGCGACUUUAUUAUGUAGAAAAUCUUUGUAUAAAAUGAACCGUCGUUUUUCUAAAGAGUUUUUGUUAUGCUAAAGCCGUGGAAAGAGGAAGGCAACCAACUUCUCAAUAAAUCGUAAUGGAUGAUAAGGCAUGCACAACUCCAAAAGGCUGUUAUUGGACGCACAGACUGGCGCUUCGAUUAACUAAACGUUUGAAUAGCUAUAUAUAUGUCAUUGUAAAUUGUACUAUCGAAAUGUUAGGGCAACGCACGAACAUCGAUAAUAUUCUUGAUAUUGGUGAUGUCAUGAGAGUAUGAAACAAAAACAGUGGUAAUACACUAUUUUUUUGUAUAUAGCCAUACACAUACGUAUCUGUUUCUGCUUAGGUAGACACAGACAAACAGAACAAGUCAACCGGAAAACAAAUGUGGCGUAAAGAAUUUGUUUUCCAUUUUACUAUGGCUGGUUACUUUAUGGCUUUAAAUUCGCACUGUGAUAGUGACUAAAAAAGCGAGUGACUUGAGAAUAAAAGCAAAAAUAUAUAUCACGGAUUGUCGAAAACAGAAAAGUAA
Varroa destructor (honeybee mite) is the source of this 2822-nucleotide messenger RNA. RefSeq lists its product as uncharacterized. The record is from RefSeq and is a predicted model, not a curated record. NCBI's taxonomy places the organism in Eukaryota, Metazoa, Arthropoda, Arachnida, Mesostigmata, Varroidae. Gene Ontology annotation, cellular component: guanyl-nucleotide exchange factor complex.